Zootermopsis nevadensis is the source of this 683-nucleotide messenger RNA. Its product is annotated as LYR motif-containing protein 2. Gene Ontology annotation, cellular component: mitochondrion. The record is from RefSeq and is a predicted model, not a curated record. NCBI's taxonomy places the organism in Eukaryota, Metazoa, Arthropoda, Insecta, Blattodea, Termopsidae.
UUUCCGAAACCUAAAUCCUUGGUUUACAACUUUUUUAUUAAGGGCAGUGAUCGAUUUCGUUAAGGUGGAAUAUGUUCAUUUGUCACCACUGUGCCCCUUUUAUUACUAUUAACCCAUUAUACUGUUGAUAUUUACGUAUCAUGUCACGUCUGCUUUAUUAUAAUUAAAAGUUUCCAAUCGUAAAAUUAGCAUAUACAUACUCAGAAUCAGCUUUGUGAUUAUGCUGUGUACAAAAUGACGGCAUUUCUUUGUUAAUACUGGAGGCGGCUUUAAUGGAAAUGAUAAAAGGAGGUCCAGAAUAAAGUUAAAAGGCAUAGAACAAUGUCUGUUAAAAUACCUCAGGCUACAAUGACGUUGAAACAGUUUAUGGUUCGUCAGCAAGUUCUGAAACUAUAUCGUAGUUUCUUACAAGCCAUACGCGAAGUUCCUAAUGAAGAAAGUAAGAAAGAAUUACUAGAGUGGAUACAUUCAGAUUUUAAAAACAAUAAACAUCACACAGAUGAGUAUACAAUAAAGAUGCUAAUUUAUCACGGGGAACGUCAACUCAAACAGUUACGGCAGAAUGUGGCUUUCAGCAGAUGAUAUAAAGAAGAUAUUCCAGUUUCUUUGUACAUAUAUUUACACAGCUGUAUCUAUAAUAUUCAUUAAACUUAAUUGUGUGUAAUAUAAAAUGGUGUAACGAA